ACGAGAUAUCGGUAACAUGAGCUCGACUAGAGGCUUAAUUCGAAUGGCACAGUCCUCCAAGGCGUACCUUCUGAACUUCUUCAAGACUAUGUCAAGGGCUGGAGAUGUGAAAACACUCAGAUUUGUUGAUACCCAGAAUGACAAUUCUUUUGGAAGGUAUGCCAUAGUCCAGCCGUGGCUGGUUUCUGAAAAAGUUACUGUACCCGCGUACAUACCCCAGCCGUCCUACAGUCAGUCUAUGAUACCCAAAAAUGGACCGGAGACGCCUGAGAUCAAAGACGAAUAUCAAAUAGAAUGUAUGAGGCAUAGCUGUAAACUUGCUAGUCGCAUUCUGCGUCAAGUUGGCGCACUAAUCAAGCCAGGCGUUACAACCGAUUUUCUCGACCAACAAGUACACGAUAUGAUCAUUGGUAACGGAGCUUAUCCCAGUCCGCUCAACUACCGUGGCUUUCCCAAGUCUAUAUGUACCAGUGUUAACAAUAUCGCUUGCCAUGGCAUUCCAGACAAUAGGCCUUUGCAGGAAGGUGAUAUACUCAAUGUCGACAUAACAGUGUAUCUUAAUGGUUAUCAUGGCGAUUGCUCAGCCAUGUUUCAAGUGGGUGAAGUGGAUUCAGAAGGCAAACGAUUGAUAACGGUCACGGAAUUGUGCUUAAAGUCAGCUAUUGAAAUAUGCAAACCAAACGAACGUUUUUGCAAUAUUGGUAAUGUGAUAGAAGAGACAGCAGAUAAACACAAUUUGAAUGUAAUACCCGGACUAUUAGGUCAUGGUAUUGGGACUUACUUUCACGGUGCUCCGGACAUUUAUCACUUUGCAAAUGAUUAUCUUGAGAGAAUGGAAGCAGGUAUGACGUUCACUAUCGAGCCGGCUUUGAGUCAAGGAACGACGCAGAUCGAAAUUCUGGAGGAUGGAUGGACAGCUUGUACCGUCGACAAUUCCAGAACAGCUCAAGUCGAACACACAAUUUUAAUAACAGAUACUGGAUGCGAAAUACUAACGCUUUAGUCUAUAUAAUCGGUAUCAUUAUUAUUUAUAAGAGAAAGUAUCUAUUAAAUAUAUUAUUUCUAGUACACAUAUAUAAAUUAAUUUGCAUGUACGUUUUGCAGGUAUUUUAUCUCGUGUUUUUACGUGUAAAAAUAAAAAUUAGGAAAAGUUUGUUGUUACAACGAAAA
Molecule: messenger RNA, 1170 nt
Organism: Wasmannia auropunctata (little fire ant)
Lineage: Eukaryota; Metazoa; Arthropoda; Insecta; Hymenoptera; Formicidae
Product: methionine aminopeptidase 1D, mitochondrial
Exons: 6
Coding region: 17-1003 (328 amino acids)
Biological process (GO): proteolysis
Molecular function (GO): metalloaminopeptidase activity
Source: RefSeq, a predicted model, not a curated record